Molecule: messenger RNA, 1768 nt
Organism: Gymnogyps californianus (California condor)
Lineage: Eukaryota; Metazoa; Chordata; Aves; Accipitriformes; Cathartidae
Product: Krueppel-like factor 2
Biological process (GO): regulation of transcription by RNA polymerase II
Molecular function (GO): DNA-binding transcription factor activity, RNA polymerase II-specific; RNA polymerase II cis-regulatory region sequence-specific DNA binding
Source: RefSeq, a predicted model, not a curated record
GCCCCCCCUCCCCAGACCGCCCCGGUUCCCCCGUGCGGCCCGCCAUGGCGGCGGCCGUGGACGAGAGCACCCUGCCCUCCAUCUCCACUUUCGCUAACCUGCUGCCGCUGGAGGAGCGGCCCGCCGACAUGCUCCACAGGAUGCUGCAGCAGGACGGCGCGGCCGCCGUCAAGCGGGAGGAGGACGACUUGGGCAAGUUCGUGGACUUGGACUUCAUCCUGGCGCACACCAGCAGCGGCGGGCAGGGGCCGCCGGGCCCCGGCCCCAACUACCCCCUGCCCGAGACCCCCGAGAGCUGCGGCACCACCUACGACAGCGACGGCUCCUACCCCACGCCGGGCAAGUUCCCGGCGCCUUACCCCGAGGGCCAGGGCCACAGCUACGUGGCCGAGCUGCUCACCCCGGACCUGCCCGGCCACUGCGACCUGCAACGGAGGGAGUACACGGAGCUGCGGGUGCCCGGCGGCCCCCACCACCACCCCCAUCACCACCCGCCCCUGCACCCGGCCCUGGCCCGCCCGCUGCCCCUGGACCCCGCGCAGCCCUUCGGGCCCCGCAUCAAGAAGGAGCAGCCGGAGGAGCGGGCCUGCAUGCUGGGGCUGCCCGCCGCCGAGUAUCUGGGGCCGGGCGGCGGCGAGCACAAGCCACGCGUGGCGCCGGCUUCCGGGCCGGGACCGGUGCCGGGGCCGCCGCUGCCCUACCCGGGCUUCGCCCACGGCCGCCUGGGGCCCCUCGAGGAGCCGCUGCCCGGCGCCGACCCCCACCUCCUGGCCGACCUGCCGCCCCACUACGCCGUGGCCCCGCACCGCUACGCGCCCCACUUCGCCCCCCAGCCGCCGCCGCAGUUUCAUGGACACUUCAGUGUUUUCAGGGAGCCCCUAAAGGGGCCGGGGCCGGGCCCGGCGGGGCUGCCCGGGCUGCUGGUCACGCCGCCCAACUCCCCGGUGCUGGAGUACUUCCCGGCCGGCCCCCCCGAGGACUGCAAGCCCAAGCGCGGCCGCCGCUCGUGGGCGCGCAAGCGGACGGCCACGCACAACUGUGAAUACCCGGGCUGCGGCAAGACCUACACCAAGAGCUCCCACCUCAAGGCGCACAUGCGGACCCACACGGGCGAGAAGCCCUACCACUGCACCUGGGAAGGCUGUGGCUGGAAAUUUGCCCGCUCCGAUGAGCUGACCCGCCACUACCGCAAGCACACGGGGCACCGGCCCUUCCAGUGUCACCUCUGUGAGCGGGCUUUCUCCCGCUCCGACCACCUUGCCCUCCACAUGAAGCGGCACAUGUGAGCGGCGGGCCACGGCCAGACUUGGUGUCCCUGGAGUCAGCUCACCGUGGGAACGAUGAAUUUCUCCAACCAUCCCGUCCCACUGGAAAGGCUGGCUCUGCUGUCCUGUCCUCCCUAAGCACCCUGGGAGCUGGAGUGACGGUCCGCGGCUGUUUUGAGGUUCAGCUCUGAGAUCAGAGCACAAACCAGUUCUUCCUCGCCUUUCAUCAUUGCUGUGCCAGGGCGGGAGCGAGGUCCGGCUCUGCUGCCGCUGCCUUACAUGGAGGCAAGAGCAGGGGAAGGCGCUUUGGCUCCUUCUCUGGGCAGAGCUGCUCCAGGUUUGCUCCCCCAGGCCUGGGGCAAGGCACUCCUUUGGGCACACGAUGGGGCAUGGCGGUCGCAUGGACUGGCAUGGCUGCGAACCUCACCUGGGGGAGGAGCGGCUGUAGUGGAAAAGGCAAUUAUGGUUAAUUUGUUGUUAAUAAAAAACACCCUCUUCCAAUU